Aureobasidium namibiae CBS 147.97 is the source of this 1089-nucleotide messenger RNA. RefSeq names its product 3-carboxy-cis,cis-mucoante lactonizing enzyme. The record is from RefSeq and is a predicted model, not a curated record. The transcript has 3 exons. NCBI's taxonomy places the organism in Eukaryota, Fungi, Ascomycota, Dothideomycetes, Dothideales, Saccotheciaceae. Bases 1 to 1089 code for a protein of 362 amino acids. Gene Ontology annotation, molecular function: protein binding; 6-phosphogluconolactonase activity.
AUGCUCCAUCAUCUUAUGGUAGGAACCUGGACUCCUCCAGGUGCCAUCUUUACUUUCCAAUUCGACGAUGAGGCUUUGACCUUGAAGUUGAUCAAGAGAACCGAGAUCCCAAAGGAUGAACCUAUCUCAUGGAUGACCUUCGACCAUGCAAGAAAGACUAUCUAUGGAGCUGCUAUGAAGAAGUGGAACAGUUUCUCUGUCAAGAGCCCGACAGAAAUCGAGCACACUGCUUCUUUCCCUAUGGAACACGACCCCAAAGCUUCCCAGGCAGACACAAAGACUCGCGCAAUCUUCGUUUUGGCAGGGAAGAAGCCGCCGUACAAUGUGUAUGGCAACCCCUUCUACGAUCACGCUGGCUCAGGAAAUGUCUUUUCCGUCAACGAGGAAGGAAGUCUGCAGAAGAAUGUUCAGAACUACGAGUAUUGCCCGCAAACAGCAAUCCACGGCAUGGUCUUCGAUCCUACAGAAACCUACCUCUACUCUGCCGAUAUGUGGGCAAACAGAGUCUGGUGCCACAAGAAAGACCCAGAGUCUGGACAAAUGACUACUGUUGGUAGCGUCGAUGCUCCUGCAAAGGGUGAUCAUCCUCGCUGGGUCGAGAUGUCACCAAGCGGCAAGUAUCUCUACGCUUUGAUGGAGGGCGGCAACAGACUUGGAGUGUACUCGAUAGACGAAGAGACCCAUAUGCCCAUCUAUACCAACAAGAUCUAUCCUCUGGUCCCACCAGGCCACCAGGAGAUCUACCCCAAGAUGUACCGCUCAGAUGUUGUGUUCCUUUCCUCGAGCGGCAAAUAUCUGUUUGCGACAUCCAGGUCAAAUUCUCCAGAUCUGACUGGAUAUAUUGCAGCUUUCAAGCUCUCCGAGUCUGGUGACAUUGAGCGUCAGAUCUGUCUCAACCCUACACCUACAAGUGGUGGACAUUCCAAUGCCGUCAGCCCUUGCCCCUGCAGUGAUGAAUGGUUAGCUUUGACCGACGACGAAAAGGGCUUCAUUGAGAUCUACAGAUGGAAUGAGGAGUUCCUCGGCCGCGUUGCUCAUUGUGAUGUCAAGGAGCCUGGCUUCGGCAUGAACGCUAUUUGGUAUGACUAG